GCUACGAAUAUUAGGGUAUAAAAAGCCCCAAAUCUCUUCCCUCUCUUCGAACCGAACUCCUCUCUCUCUCUCUCUCUCUCUCUCUCUCUCACCUUCAAUUAUCUUGAAAAGGACCAAAAAUGGCGACAUUCGAGCUAUACAGGAGGUCAACGAUUGGUAUGUGCUUGACUGAAACACUUGAUGAGAUGGUCUCCAAUGGUAUCCUUAGCCCGGAACUCGCCAUUCAAGUUCUUGUUCAGUUCGACAAGUCAAUGACUGAAGCUUUGGAGAGUCAAGUAAAGACCAAGGUUACUAUUAAGGGACAUCUUCAUACCUACAGAUUCUGUGACAAUGUGUGGACCUUUAUCUUACAAGAUGCUGUGUUCAAGAGCGAAGAAUGCCAGGAGACUGUUAGCCGCGUUAAGAUUGUGGCAUGUGACUCAAAGCUGCUCACACAGUGAGUAGAUAGCUGAUGGAGAGAAUUUUCUGUUACAGAUUUGCAUUUCUAUCUUUAACAUAGAAAUCAAUGCAAGAGAAAUCUGGGAGAAGAGGGUUCAGGCGAGGUGUGAUUAUAUCCAUUCCGGGUAUAUUUCCAGGCAGCCAUUUACUUAUUUUUGUAUAAACCAGCAUACAUCUAUAGCUAUAAGUAGUCAAACUGUUAUAUCUAUGAUGCCAGUGUAUUUGAUGGACCUUUUGUACAAUGUUAAACUUUAGUAUUUCUGACGUUGAUAUGAACUACCGAAUUUAAUUUCUCCUUUCUGGAA
Messenger RNA from Nicotiana attenuata, 743 nucleotides. RefSeq names its product transcription initiation factor IIA subunit 2. Gene Ontology annotation, cellular component: transcription factor TFIIA complex. Gene Ontology annotation, molecular function: RNA polymerase II general transcription initiation factor activity; TBP-class protein binding. The transcript is spliced from 4 exons. NCBI's taxonomy places the organism in Eukaryota, Viridiplantae, Streptophyta, Magnoliopsida, Solanales, Solanaceae. Gene Ontology annotation, biological process: RNA polymerase II preinitiation complex assembly; transcription initiation at RNA polymerase II promoter. The coding region runs from base 120 to 440 and encodes 106 amino acids. The record is from RefSeq and is a predicted model, not a curated record.